Medioppia subpectinata is the source of this 531-nucleotide messenger RNA. Lineage: Eukaryota; Metazoa; Arthropoda; Arachnida; Sarcoptiformes; Oppiidae. The record is from the annotation of a GenBank genome assembly.
AUGGAUUGUGGCGCAAACUGUCCGGUGACUGACAUUCGUGUAUAUCCGGGACUAACGAACCAAAGCAUUGCAAACCAUCCAUACUAUACGGUCAGUCAGUAUUUCAUUCAUCCCGAUUAUCCGCUCAAUCGUUGGGAUACCUAUGAUUUGGGACUAAUCCGACUCAACACUGAUAUUCCAUUGGACGGGACGUCCGGUUCGACGGGUAUUAAUGCCAUUUGUUUACCCGAAGAGAUGGCCACUAAUUGGGACGAAGAGUACGCUCUUAUGGUUGGGUUCGGUUACGACAACGAAAACGGGACGGGAUCUGGUGUUCACCGCUUGGGUUGGACUAAAAUCAUGAAAUCAGGAACCGAUCCAAACAAUACAUUGCAAAUAAAUUAUGUCAUGAGUUUCAAACGCAUACCAUUCCCGUCCGGAGCGUCCGUAUGCAAUGUUGAGAACUCAGGACAGCACUUUUAUUCCCGUCACCCGGACCCGUCGGGUACGGGUCCACCCGUAACCGUCAUCCGUCGACGGGUCUCCUCGUAA